This is a messenger RNA of Anopheles coluzzii, 1465 nucleotides long. RefSeq lists its product as uncharacterized. The coding region runs from base 347 to 1465 and encodes 372 amino acids. Lineage: Eukaryota; Metazoa; Arthropoda; Insecta; Diptera; Culicidae. The record is from RefSeq and is a predicted model, not a curated record. The transcript has 14 exons.
CAAAAUUCAGGCUCACCCGAGUGUCAUCUGAGCCCUCACUGUGAGUGUGGAGUGAGUGUGGAAAAACAGUCCAAAUUGACAUUCAUAACGAAGGGCGGGGGAGCGCUUGCUGUCAAAAAUGUGGGUGAAAGAAGCCCUAUUUGACUGUGGAUCGUUUGGCUAAAAAAAAGUAGGUGAUAUUGUCCCCUACACUUGUGUACCAUUUCAUUUCGUGUUGUUGUUGUGUAUUGGUAUUCCACCGUGUGCUCCCGUUGUGUGCCAUUGCGUGUUGUGUGUAUUCGUAUGCCAUCGUGUACUCUCGUACUCUUUUGAUACUUGGCCUGUGUGAGAGAAGAGAGAGAGAGAUAUGGAAAACAAAAACAAAAACGUAAGCAUCGUAGACGAAAAUGGGAAUCCUGGUAAGCGGCCCUUAAGCAUGCUAAGAAAUUUUGAAGAAGAAGAAGAAACAACACUUGAUUCUGGAAACGCUAAAAAGCAGCAAAAAGAGCAACCAUCUGGGACAAUGAAGAAUUAUAUUGUUUUUUCAAAUGGACAAAAACUAGAAAUUCGUGGCACUAUUUGUGGUGCUGUCAAUCUGGAUCAAACUGUAUGUGCGAAACCAUUAGAUGCUAAUCCGAGCUCCACACAAACACAGCAAACUAUUUUUUUAAAAACUGCUGGAGCUACUCCAUGUACUACCAAACCUGUACAACAGCCAUUAGAUGUUAAAAAGUCUGCUGGAAAACCAGAUCCCGUCACACAUACACAGCAAACUAUUUUUUUAAAGACUGCUGGAGCUACUCCAAGUACUAGCAAACCUGUACAACAGCCAUUAGAUGUUAAAAAGUCUGCUGGAAAGCCACAUCCCGUUACACAAACACAGCAAACUAUUUUUUUAAAGACUGCUGGAGCUACUCCAAGUACUAGCAAACCUGUACAACAGCCAUUAGAUGUUAAAAAGUCUGCUGGAAAGCCACAUCCCGUUACACAAACACAGCAAACUAUUUUUUUAAAGACUGCUGGAGCUACGCCGAGUUAUAGUAAAUCAAUCCAACAAACGUCUUUGGAAACGUCAGGAGAUAUUAUGGAGUAUAGCAAACUAAAACAGCAUUCCAAAACAUCUUACGCUACUCCGGGUCCGAGCAAACCGAGUCUGCAAAUGGUUAAUACCGAACUAUCUGGUGGUUUGCUUGAUCCCGACGAUACUCCAUUCUUAAUCACCAAGAACAUAUUACGACAGCUUAUUCGUGAUGAAGUUACUAGCGUAUUCCAGGAACAAAGGGAUAGUUUCAUGGAACCAAUGUUUCGACGCAUGGCCGGAAUGGAAGCGACUUUUGCUUCACUGUAUAACCAAAUCUCGUCACAGACCAAUCAAACGAAUGUUGAUCCAAAAGUGUUGGAAAAUUUCGAGUUUGAUACCAUCGACAGUGGCGAAGCAUUGACUGAACUUGACGAGCGACUUAAAAACGAUGAUCAUACAAAAUAA